Molecule: messenger RNA, 250 nt
Organism: Cetraspora pellucida
Lineage: Eukaryota; Fungi; Glomeromycota; Glomeromycetes; Diversisporales; Gigasporaceae
Source: the annotation of a GenBank genome assembly
AUGACUGCUAAUGAUUACAUUCGAAUUGAUGAUACUCUUGAAAUAGAAGAGGUUGUUUUGGAUGAAGCUGCUAUCCUUGAAGAAAUUCAUCCUCAAUCUGAUUCUAAUAGUAGCAAUGAUGAAGACAAUGUUAAAAUUGAAAAAAUUUCCCAUUCUGUUGCUUUGGAGCAAUGUAAGUUGCUUAUACAAUAUGUAGAACAACAAGAACCAAUUAAAUUUGUUACAGACCAAGACUUACCUCAAUUGCGGA